Molecule: messenger RNA, 944 nt
Organism: Nematostella vectensis (starlet sea anemone)
Lineage: Eukaryota; Metazoa; Cnidaria; Anthozoa; Actiniaria; Edwardsiidae
Exons: 5
Coding region: 170-664 (164 amino acids)
Source: RefSeq, a predicted model, not a curated record
AAUUAUUGCCCGAAGGCCGAACUGUCAUAUUAUAGCUGGUUGAUAAAAUGUCGCUAUAGCUGAAACGCUCUCUGACCUUCACCAUAUAAAAGAAGAUGCAAUAGCCAGAGCUCAGCCAAUUCUUCAUAGAAUUAGCGGGCACAAAAAACUUUCAGUUGGAGGACAAGCGAUGAAGGUUGACUUGAAGCUGGUAAUUGUUGUGACCGUCCUGAUAAUGACGGUCGGCAAUGGCGACGGGUGUGGAUCGGGAUCAGGGGGCGGCGGUCACCGGCGAAGCUACCCACAUGACGUCAGAAGCAGAGAGAGACUCACUCCGAUCUAUAACGAGCCUGUUGUCAAGGUGACGGAAUACGAGCGACCUUUGAACGGCUGGAAGAGAAAAUACGGACCUCUGAAACACAGCGGAGUCGUCGUUCAAACAAAAGACGGAAAAACCCAUCUUGUCCAUAAAGGGAACGAUUAUGGCAGGUCUAGUAAUACUGUCGUCGUAGACACAAAGCAUAUGAGCUCAAAGUGGGAGAGAACAGGAAAGAGCCGAGCAGGGCGACCGGGAGAGACUGUUGGCGAUUUCGUGAAGCGAGGCGGGAAGGAUUACAACGCGAUGAAUGACAACUGUCAUGAUGCUACCAAGAACAACAUGGACCCGAAGGGAAAGACACCAUAGCCCCCAGAAGCACGAGAAACGUGACGCCAUAGACCCCUAAAACAUUAACAAAAGUGUUUUUUUUCGCUCAUUUCCCAAUUUUUCCCCAAUCCUCAACAAAUUCCCUUAAAACUCUUCGGAACCUCACAAUAUACUACAAGUGUUGACAGACGCGGAUAACGGAGACCAGGCACUUUUUUCUUUUUUUUUUCCUAUUGUAAUAUGUUAAGUGAUAAUUUCUGUGAUCUAAAGUUAAAAUAAAUGAGUAAUCAAAGCAAUAAAUGGUCAGAAGCAUUCAAAA